Molecule: messenger RNA, 766 nt
Organism: Zea mays
Lineage: Eukaryota; Viridiplantae; Streptophyta; Magnoliopsida; Poales; Poaceae
Product: 50S ribosomal protein L7/L12, chloroplastic-like
Exons: 1
Coding region: 95-646 (183 amino acids)
Biological process (GO): translation
Cellular component (GO): ribosome
Molecular function (GO): structural constituent of ribosome; mRNA binding
Source: RefSeq, marked validated
CCUCAUCUUAUCCGCCGGCCUCCUCACGCCGUCGCUGCUGCCUGCUCACUCCCCACUCCCGACUCCCCGACGCACGAGCUCCCAGGAGUUAGCCAUGGCCUCCACCACCCUCUCCUCCGCCUUCAGCCUCCUCUCCCGCCCCUCCACCUCCCCGUGCCCCGCCGUCUCGCUCCCGAGGUCCUCCUUCCCCGUGCCUGACAGCCGCCGGAGACGCCGCGCCGUCACCGUCGCGUCCACCGCCACCGAGUCCCCCAAGGUCUUGGAGCUCGGGGACACCAUUGCCGGGCUCACUCUCGAGGAGGCCCGCAACCUUGUUGACCACCUCCAGGAGCGGCUCGGCGUCACAGCUGCGGCCUUCGCGCCGGCCGCCGUCGUCGCAGCGCCUGGGGCGGGCGGCGGGGCCGCGGCCGAGGAGGAGGCCCCCGUUGAGAAGACGGAGUUCGACGUAGUAAUUGAAGAGGUGCCCAGCAGCGCGCGUAUCGCCACUAUCAAGGUGGUGCGCGUGCUCACCAGCCUCGCGCUCAAGGAGGCCAAGGACCUUAUCGAGGGCCUUCCCAAGAAGCUUAAGGAGGCCGUCAGCAAGGACGAGGCCGAGGAUGCCAAGAAGCAGCUCGAGGAGGUCGGCGCCAAGGUGUCUAUCGUGUGACACUAGGUAUACUGACUCCUUUUUUUUUUCUUCUUUUUUUUUUAAAUUUCUUUCUUUGAUCUUUGCCUCCCAAUCUUUUGUGUAUCCCCAUUGUCGUUUAUAAGGAAUUGCUGUUUGAUG